CGGUUUCCCCUUCAACGAAUCUCCAGACAACUCUCAACUGUCAUGAAAGUUGUUCCCGUUCCCGUUCUCCAGGACAAUUAUGCGUAUCUCCUCAUAGACGAACCUUCAAACAAGGCAGCUGCUAUCGAUCCAUAUGACGUUGGUAAGGUAUCUGCAGCGGCAGACGCCCUUGGAGUUGAGAUUGUCGCGGCGAUAACCACACACCACCAUUUAGACCAUAGUGGAGGGAAUAAGGACUUUUCGACACGUUACCGCAACGCCGUAAUCUAUGGAGGCAGCGACGAAAUUCCCUCUUUAACGAACCUUGUGAAAGAUAAGGAUGAAUUCAAAAUCGGAGACAAUAUCCUCGUCAAAUGCCUCUCUACCCCCUGCCACACUCAAGACUCCAUAUGCUAUUAUGUGACUGAUGCUUUAAACAAAACGCAUCCUGGUGGGGUCUUUACGGGGGAUACACUUUUCAUCGCAGGAUGUGGGCGUUUCUUCGAGGGUACUGGUGGUGAGAUGAUCAAAGCGUUGAAUUACCUCACCAGCCUCCCAGAUGAAACCGUUGUUUACAAUGGGCAUGAGUACACAGCUGGCAAUCUUUCGUUUGGCAAACAUGUCGACCCUCACAAUGUUGGGUUGGACAAAUUGGCUGGUUUAGUGAAAGAGAAUGAGAUCACCACUGGCUUGACGACCAUCGGUGACGAGAAGACGUGGAACGUGUUCAUGCGCCUCAACAGCGAAGCCGUGAGGCAAGUGGUCCCCCAAAUUGUGGCAAACCAAUCCUCAAUGUCAACAGGCAAGCAACAUCUGCAUCAGGUCAUACUUCCGAGAGUGAAAUUAUGGACUCGUUGA
Molecule: messenger RNA, 837 nt
Organism: Laccaria bicolor S238N-H82
Lineage: Eukaryota; Fungi; Basidiomycota; Agaricomycetes; Agaricales; Hydnangiaceae
Exons: 4
Coding region: 43-837 (264 amino acids)
Molecular function (GO): hydroxyacylglutathione hydrolase activity
Source: RefSeq, a predicted model, not a curated record